AACCCUAUUCUCUCCCUCUGUUUCUCUCUUCUUUACCUUUUACAAAACCCUAGACCUCAAAAGCACAGCAGUACGACAAUGGAUUUCACUCAAGAAGACUUCGAUCGCUUCCUUACAUUCGAGCAUGCUCGAAAAUCCGCUGAAACUGCCUAUGCCAAGGACCCUCUAGACUCUGACAAUCUGACUAAGUGGGGUGGAUCAUUAAUUGAAUUAUCGCAAUUCCACCCUCUUCAGGAUGCAAAAAGAAUGUUAACCGAGGCGAUUUCGAAGUUAGAGGAGGCAUUGGUUAUAAAUCCGGUGAAGGCUGAGACUUUAUGGUAUAUAGGGAAUGCAAAUACUUCUUUUGCAUUUUUGACUCCUGACCUUACUGUGGCAGAGGGUUAUUUUAGUAAAGCAGCUGAUUAUUUCCAACAAGCUGUCGACGCGGACCCGAGCAAUGAGCUCUACCGCAAGUCCUUAGAAGUCACUGCAAAGGCACCAGAGUUGCAUAUGGAGAUCCAUAAGCAGGGAGUUGAUGAACAGGCUAUGGGUGCAGGUCCUGCAGGAGCUUCUGCAUCUUCAAAUUCAAAGGUUUCAAACAAGAAUAAAAAGAGCAGUGAUUUCAGAUAUGACAUUUUCGGAUGGGUAAUCCUUGCGGUUGGAAUUGUUACAUGGGUGGGAAUGGCGAAAACCCAAAUUCCUCCUCCUACGCCGAAAUAAGCCCUUAAGUAAAUUGUGGAAUCUUCAGAUAUAGAUUAUUUUUUCCCAAACAGGAAACAUGUAGUCGAUUAAGUUAUCCAUGUGGCAUGCUACCCACAUGACCAUUUUGUUUUGUCGUUGCUAAUUUGGCUAGCAGAUUUAAUCUUUGGCAAAAAUUUUUUAUGGUCAUCUUUGUAUUAUUCUAUUA
This is a messenger RNA of Ricinus communis (castor bean), 886 nucleotides long. Its product is annotated as mitochondrial import receptor subunit TOM20. NCBI's taxonomy places the organism in Eukaryota, Viridiplantae, Streptophyta, Magnoliopsida, Malpighiales, Euphorbiaceae. Gene Ontology annotation, molecular function: protein binding. The transcript is spliced from 6 exons. Gene Ontology annotation, cellular component: mitochondrial outer membrane translocase complex. Gene Ontology annotation, biological process: protein insertion into mitochondrial outer membrane. Bases 79 to 699 code for a protein of 206 amino acids. The record is from RefSeq and is a predicted model, not a curated record.